CGGUCGAAGAACGUGGUUCAAAGUGUGAGCGCGAGUGCGAGCAUAAGUGUGAUCGGGUACGGAACUCGACGAACGUGAACGAGAGCUUGCGGUCCGCAUUCGUACACGUUUCAGGGCCACGAGCCGGUUCCCGGAAACUGCGUUGCGACGUGCGACACAUUGCAACUUUUUAAUCUUAGAGUUUUCGCUUUGAUUUUUGCGAUUUUUGAAAAUUUUCAAUCAUCGAUUAUUGAUCUCUCAUCAUUUAUAUUGUGUAGAUAGAUGGAUAGGUCCCGAGGAAAAACAAAAAUGGAAAUCGGAUCGCGGAUAUUGCUUGCGAUGUUAGGAAUCGCUUAACGGGACAUGAAUUCGGCAUGAAAAUCGAUCGAAUCAAUCACGAAUUUCCUUUGCAAAAAUAUAUUGAUAAUCAAAAUAUUGAUACGCGAGUCGAGAAACGCCGUUUUAUUCGAUUCCAAACGAAAAAAGGACGGAAAGAAAAAAAAAGAGAAGGAGGAAGAAGAGAACGGGAAGAAAGUGGAAGAAAGUGGAGAAAGAUUGCACGAAAAAAAACUUUUUAUCGGAGUGUCUUACGAGAAACGAUGACUCUUGUGACAAAUACUAUAUCUUAUGCAUGUCAAUCGAUUGGUAGAGAAUCCUACGACGUUUAUCGGCAUCAUCACUUACAACUUCGGCAUCAUAAUCACCAUCUUCAUCGUUAUUAUUACCAUCGGCAUCAUCAUCAGUAUUAUCAUCAUUAUCAUUAUCGUCGGCGACAAAGUGUAUAUACCUCUAUUGAUAAUCCUUCAAUUGAAUAUCUACAAAGACAUUUGACUGAAGAAAAUGUGGAUGAAGAAACGAAAAAUCGUGUAAUCGAGACAGCUGAAAAUGACUUUGCAUUAGGAUCAACGAACUCUCAACGCUAUCAAUCGCAAUCAUUACGAUACGCGGUGGACUCAGACGACGCGUCGUCUAUUGUAUCGGUGGAUGCUUCAGCUGAUCUUGAAUCCGGUUCCGUCGAAGCCGAGGAGAGCAAUGAGGGUAACGAAUUGAAUGAAUCAAACGAAAGGAAUCACGAAUUGAACGAAACCGAACUACAUGAACAUGUGCCUCAUCCUGACGUGGCUCUGGAUGCCGCUACUUCAAUACAUGGACCUCGCCGAUGUUUACUUUGGGCCUGCAAAGCUUGCAAGAAGAAAACUGUCACUGUCGAUCGAAGAAAAGCUGCUACUUUACGAGAAAGGAGACGUUUGAGAAAAGUAAAUGAGGCAUUUGAAAUUUUAAAAAGAAGAACAAGUAAUAAUCCCAAUCAACGUUUACCAAAAGUUGAGAUUUUAAGGAACGCAAUUGAGUAUAUUGAAAGUCUCGAAGCAUUGUUGCAGAACAACAGAUCUUCCUUAGCUGAAGAUCAUGGCUCGGUAGAAAACACGACAGAUACAACUUCUCCGCGAUACAUGACGGAAAAGCUGAGACAAUUUUCAGAUCCUUUGGCAAGAUUUCAACCUAUCAAUGAAUUCGAGGAAAUGCUGGAAUCGCAGUCAUCUCAACUCAAUGGAAGCAGCUUGGAUCGCCUCAAUAUGAUUGUUCAAAGUAUCAACGGACCGAUUUGUGCAACCACCGAUACGCUUCGAUAUCCUUCGCAUCAAUGACACUAUGUUCGAAUAUCAAUACAAAUAGAGAUGUUUGAAGCAUGAAAGAUCGAAGAAUUUUUUUUUUUCUCGUUCCUUGUUGAUUCAUUGUUGAAUACAUCAUCGAAUGGAAAAACAACAAAGUUCCUAAAGUGAAUUAAAUAUGAAAAUAUCUAUUAUUCUUUUUAAUGUUAA
Apis laboriosa (Himalayan honeybee) is the source of this 1799-nucleotide messenger RNA. It is a transcript of the gene nau, whose product is annotated as myoblast determination protein 1 homolog. The record is from RefSeq and is a predicted model, not a curated record. Gene Ontology annotation, molecular function: protein dimerization activity; RNA polymerase II cis-regulatory region sequence-specific DNA binding; DNA-binding transcription factor activity, RNA polymerase II-specific. NCBI's taxonomy places the organism in Eukaryota, Metazoa, Arthropoda, Insecta, Hymenoptera, Apidae. Bases 354 to 1625 code for a protein of 423 amino acids. The transcript has 6 exons. Gene Ontology annotation, biological process: positive regulation of myoblast differentiation; muscle organ development; regulation of transcription by RNA polymerase II.